CGCACAAGGUUUAAGGCCUUUGUUGCCAUUGGCGACUACAACGGCCACGUUGGUCUGGGAGUGAAGUGCUCCAAGGAGGUAGCCACGGCUAUCCGUGGAGCCAUCAUCCUGGCCAAGCUGUCGAUCGUUCCAGUCAGGAGAGGCUACUGGGGCAACAAGAUCGGCAAACCCCACACUGUCCCCUGCAAGGUGACGGGCCGCUGCGGGUCCGUGCUGGUGCGCCUCAUCCCGGCUCCCCGCGGUACCGGGAUCGUGUCCGCCCCCGUGCCCAAAAAGCUGCUCAUGAUGGCCGGUAUCGACGACUGCUACACCUCCGCCAGGGGCUGCACCGCCACCCUGGGCAACUUCGCUAAGGCCACCUUUGAUGCCAUCUCAAAGACCUACAGCUACCUGACCCCAGAUCUGUGGAAGGAAACCGUUUUCACAAAGUCUCCAUACCAGGAGUUCACAGACCAUCUGGCUAAGACUCACACCAGGGUGUCUGUGCAGAGGGGCCAGCCCGUGCCACCUCCAACCUCCUAAAUGUUUUGUACAAAAGAUCGUUUAAUAAACGUUCAGACGUACCAUG
Messenger RNA from Fundulus heteroclitus (mummichog), 568 nucleotides. It is a transcript of the gene rps2, whose product is annotated as ribosomal protein S2. Gene Ontology annotation, cellular component: ribosome; cytosolic small ribosomal subunit. The record is from RefSeq and is a predicted model, not a curated record. Gene Ontology annotation, biological process: translation. Gene Ontology annotation, molecular function: structural constituent of ribosome; RNA binding. NCBI's taxonomy places the organism in Eukaryota, Metazoa, Chordata, Actinopteri, Cyprinodontiformes, Fundulidae.